This is a messenger RNA of Saprolegnia diclina VS20, 1197 nucleotides long. RefSeq lists its product as hypothetical. The coding region runs from base 130 to 1155 and encodes 341 amino acids. The transcript has a single exon. The record is from RefSeq and is a predicted model, not a curated record. NCBI's taxonomy places the organism in Eukaryota, Oomycota, Saprolegniomycetes, Saprolegniales, Saprolegniaceae.
AAGGACAAGGGCGGUGUUGUCGCCAUCCUCUUUGGCCUCGCGACGAUCUCAUACAUCAUUGCCGACGUCCCGGCAGACGCUUUGGUCGUCGAGUACGCCCAACGCGAGCCCAUCGCGACGCGAGGCCGCAUGCAGUCGCUGGUUUACACCACACGCACGGUCUGCACGACGAUCUCGACGGCGAUCGCUGGCUUUUGCAUGAACUCGCCCCGUUUCGCUGGCUCGUAUUCUUGGGACUUUGGCGUGCACACUAUGUACAUCAUUCUUUGCAUUCCCUGCGUCGUCAUGAUUCCGGUCACGGUCCUCUUCAUCAAGGACCACAAGCACCAAGCCGCCCCGUUCUCCGAGUACCUCGCGCAGGUGUGGCAGCUCGUCCAGAAGCGCGCCAUGUGGCAGAUCAUGCUCUUCAACUUCUUCUACAAUCUUCUCGGUGGUGGUUUCUCGUCGACGGCGGCACCGUACGUCCAGCUGCACUGGGCCAAGGUCCAGAACCUCAACAGCCAGAUCAUGACGAUCGUCUCCAACCUCAUCUUUGCUUGCAUUGUUGCGUCCAUCGGUCGCUGGGGCACCAACUGGAACUGGCGCAUCGUCAUCGUCUCGACUACCUUGUCGACGGCCUGCAUCGAUGCCAUCGUGCAGUACUGCACCAUCUUUGACGUGCUUCGGAGCCAGUGGUUCUACCUCGGAGUGCCGUUGGCCGAGCAGCUGCCCCAAGGCGUCCUCUUCAUCGUCACGACGUUCAUGAUUGUCGAGCUCGCCGGUAUUGGUAACGAAGGCAUGAUCUAUGGCCUCCUCACAACGGUCACCAACCUCCCGGCGGCCGUCGGCCCGGUUCUCUCCAACUUGAUUUACCGCAACUUUGACGUCGACGAGGACGCGAUCAUCUCGGACACCAAGCACGUGCGCAACCAGGUCGCGUACACGUACGUCAUCUACUACUCGUGCUUUGUGCUGGCGUGCGCUACGUCCAUCUUCCUCCCAAAGCAAAAGGCCCAGCUCCACGAACUCCAGCGCAACGGCGGCCGGUUUCCCAUCAUUGGCGGCGGCGUCCUCGUCUUCUGCUUAAGCAUGCUCGUCUACUCGAUCACGUGCAGCAUCCUCUCCAUGUUCGAGUCGACGUCGUGCCUCAUGAUCGCCGGUGGCAACGGUUGCUAGUAGCUCCUUGAAGUAGCAAUAGAAUUGUCUUGAUUUUUGUUC